Lathyrus sativus (Indian pea) is the source of this 1980-nucleotide messenger RNA. Lineage: Eukaryota; Viridiplantae; Streptophyta; Magnoliopsida; Fabales; Fabaceae. The record is from the annotation of a GenBank genome assembly.
AUGGCGACUUCACCUUGCUUCUUCUCCUUCCACACGCCUUCCACUACGAGACGAAACUCUCUCAUUAUAGUCUCUUCAAAAAAUGCUCAUAGAAAAAACCAUCUGCGACCUAAAAUUCUCAAAAUCCUAAACAAACCCUCUCUACCUAUCCCUUCUAUUCUUCCACAACCACCGACACCACAGCCCAUUCUCUCUCCUCCUCAAGAAUAUGAACUCAGUGUCGAUGUUCCCGCCGAUGAAAUUUACGGCGAAGAUGUCGCCGCCGCCGUUGAAGAGACGGUUGAAUUGGAAGAAUUACGCGUGUCUGUGGAUUCAGCCAAAGACAGUGGUGUUUCUGGCUACUUAUCUGGUAAGAAUAUCUUCAAGUACGGUGGUAUGUAUUUGAUUGGGGCUUUUGUGUUUCAAACGGUUAUUUACUUUUGGAAAUUGGGAUAUCAGCGUUCUAAAUUGACUGAUUUUGAGGUAACUGAAAAGGAAAAGAGGAAUGGGAAAGUUGUGGAGGAUCAAAAUGUGGAAAAGAAAAUAGAGGAAAUUAAGUUAAUGGCUAGAAAAGCUAGGAGAAUUGAGUUAGAGAAGAAAGGGAAAGGGAAAGAGGAAGAGGAUGAGGAUGGGGAUAGUGAAAUUGAGGAUGAAAGUGGUGUUUCAAGUGGUAGACUUGGUAUUGAGAAAGAGGUUGUUGAACGCUUAUUGAAGCUGAAGAAUAAGAUAAAUAGUAACAAGGAUAGUUCAACGGCAUUGCGAUUGAAUGGUAGUGGAAAUUCUGUUAGGGGUGGUGGUAUGAAUGUGGAUAAGGCGAAAGAGAGGUUUGUCUUUAAGAAAAAAUCUAAAUUGAAAAGCCCUUCAGCUAAGGAUGUGAAAACUCCCAAAGGUUUUUCAGGGACACGAGAUCAUAGAGUAUCGAGUGUAAAACCUCAAGAUGAUGGAAGUCAGGCCAUUGAUCACGCGGGAGUGGUAGAUGGAGAUAAGCAAGUGAAUCAACAAGAUGUUAUGCACAAAAAUGCUUUCGGUGUUCCAUUGGAAGAAAGAGGGAAAUCUGUCAAAGACAAGUCCAGGGAAAUUGAAAAUGAUGGGAAGAAUGUGGAAGAAAAGAUGGAAACACCAAAUAUUAAAAGCCCUUCAACUAAGGCUGCAAAAACUCCCAAGGGAUUUUCAAGGACACAAGGUGGUAGAGUAUCGAGUGUAAAACCUCAGGAUUAUGGAGGCCGGGCUAUUGAUCAUGCAGAAAAAUUAGAUGGGGAUAAGCGACUGAAUCAACAAAAUGUGACACACAAAAAUGCUUCGGGUACUCCAUUGGGAGAAAAAGGAAAAUCUGUUGAUGACAGGUCCAGGGAAAUUGAAAAUGAUGGGAAGAAUGUGGAAGAAAAGAAGGAAAUGCCCAAUAUGAAAACAAAGGAUGGGUUUAAGGCCAAAAGUAUAAACAAUGGUGGUUUCCCGAAGAAUAGUGUUGAGAUGUCAUCACCUGAAGUAAGAGAAUUGAGGACACAAAACUCCCAGGGUUUUGUAAAGGAUAAUGUGCAUCGUAUAAAUGGCAGUUCAGGACAUGGAUUUGCUAUGAAAAAUUCAGCACAUAAACAACCAAAUACUAGGACCGAUAUGUGGUGGCUGAAACUACGUUAUGUUCUAGUAAUUCUCAUGCAAAGAGACUCCAACACAGAAAGUCCCAAAGCUCUCUAUCGCUUAAACUUUACCUCUAAGCAACGGGAGCAGGGUAAUGAUUUCUAUACUGUUGCUUUUGAGGAUCGAGCAGAUGCUAACAACUUCUGUUUUAUACUGGAAUCCUUUUUUGAAGAUUUGGGCGACGGUUUUAGUGCCAAUGUAUUUCCCAUGUCAAUACAAGAACUGAAUGAAGAAAUAAUAUCACCAGGUGAGAAAGUAGUAGUUGUAAAAAAGAGGCAGCUUCAACUCUAUGCAGGGCAACUACUUACUGAUGUUGAGAUGGCAUUGUGCUCAAUAAUAGAACAAGAUCAAAAUGUACCAUAA